Molecule: messenger RNA, 4003 nt
Organism: Meriones unguiculatus (Mongolian gerbil)
Lineage: Eukaryota; Metazoa; Chordata; Mammalia; Rodentia; Muridae
Gene: Wdcp
Product: WD repeat and coiled coil containing
Exons: 5
Coding region: 312-2474 (720 amino acids)
Molecular function (GO): kinase binding
Source: RefSeq, a predicted model, not a curated record
GGAGGCGGGAAGCACAAGAGGCCCAGGGAUGCAGGAGUGGGGAAGAGAUUGAGGAAAAUGCGGCGGACGGGGUGUGAGGGACAGUAAGUCAAGAGCUAGGCUGCAGGAGUAGAACCUGGUGUGGGUUUUAGCAAGUGAAUACAUCCUUUGGAACGCACGAGUGAUACUUCUGAUAACAGAGUGCAAGGGAUAUACGCUUCUUUGUGACAAGAAACUCCCUCCACCUCCCAAGAGAAGGUUUCUGUGUGCAGCCCUGGCUGUCCUGGAACUUGCCCUGGGGACCAGGCUGCCCAGAGCCUCUGUCAGAAAGGAUGGAUUUGGGAAACGGAGAACUGCUUAGGACCGGACUGAACUCACUAAAUCAAGCCGUACAUCCAACCCAGGGCCUCGCCUGGACUGAUGGGAGUCGUGUAGUGCUUACUGAUUUACAGUUUCAUGGUGGGGAGGCCACGUUUGGGGACUCCCAAGUCAUUGGGAGAUUUGAAUAUGUCUGUGGGGUCUCCUGGAACCCGGUCAGCACAGCUCACACAUUGCCUCUGCUUGCCGUCCAGCACAGGAAGCAUGUCUCCGUGUGGCAGCUGUGGCCCAGCACUUCAGGAUCAAGCAAAUGGCAGAUGUAUCAGGCCUCUGAGAUCAGAGAAUCGCUCCCUGUCCUCCCUCAGGGCUGCGUAUGGCACCCAAAAGACACUGUCCUGACUGUGCUCACCGCACGGGACGUUUCCAUUUUCCCUGACGUGCACAGCAGUGGUUCCAGGGUAAGCGUCAGCGCCGAGGGCCGCAUUUACUGUGCCUGCUGGACGCUGGACGGCCGGAGGCUGGUGGUGGCAGUAGACGACAGCCUCCGCUCUUACAUUUGGGACAGUGCUCAGAAGUCUGUCCACAGCUGCUCCCUCUGCCCCGUGUUUCCCGUCAGCUGCUCUGUCCGCUCCAUCGCAGCCACCGCCGACUCACAGGUUGCUGUAGCCACCGAGCUUCCACUCGCUAAGCUCUGUAGCUUAAACGCAUCCGAAGCCUUUGACGGUCCAGCAAAUGGUGAAGAUGGCGGUGUGCACACUCCUUCUGUGAGUGAGGCGCCCCCCGUGGGUGAGGAGGCGGCCGCUUCGGAAAUGGGUGCUGGAGUGGCCGACUCUCCCUUCUCAGCUCCCCUGGAUCUGACUCACAUACAUUUCAGCCAGUCACAAGCGGAGGAGAGUUCUCUCAUUUGUUUAAGAAAAAAGGACUACUUGACAGGGACUGGCCAGGAUUCUUCACAUUUGGUCCUGGUAACCUUCGAGAAAGCAGUUACCAUGACAAAAAAGGUUGCUGUUCCAGGCAUUCUGGUUCCUGACUUGAUAGCGUUUAACCUGACAGCCCAGCUCGUGGCUGUGGCUUCCAAUAUGUGUAACAUAAUUUUGAUCUUCUCUGUCACGUCCUCUGCUAUGCCAAACAUCCAGCAAAUUCAGUUAGAGAGUAACGAAAGGCCAAAAGGCAUGUGUUUCUUGACAAACAGAUUAUUACUAAUUGCUGUAGGGAAACAAAAGCCCACCGAAACAGCGUUUCUUCCUUCUUCAGAGUCUGAUCAGUAUAUGGUUCACCUGAUAGUUAGAAAAGUGUCGCUGGGAAGAGAAUCUCCCGGAGCGUCUCCUCAAAGCCAGCGUGCUAACUGUACACUCAGUGAACUAGAGAGUAAAGCAGAGAGAGAGAAGUUGGUUGAAAGCCUUUCCUUGGGUUCGAGUCCCCUGAGCCAAGGGCUCCUGCUAACAGCUAACUGCAGCACUCAGAGCGAGAAGUCUGGAAGAGCCCUUAUCCAAGAACUUAAAAGUCCCUUUCCCCCUCUGUGCCGUGAUUCCGCUGUCCAGGAAACCCUGCACAGGCCUUCUGGGCUUUGGACAGCAGGGUCUAGACCCAGCAGCACCCCAGACCACACCAGCACCCCAGAGCCAAAAGUACCUCAAAGAGAGAACCUACAAAAAGAAAAGGAAACCUGCCCACUCUCUGGGGAGCUGGCGAUCUUAUCUCGUCAUCUGGUUGGAAUGCAGCAGCAUCUUCUUGAACUCAUGGAUUUUCUUCACAAGGAGAAACGGUUUUCUCCCGUGUAUCCACUCUCUCAGGAGCCUCCCUACAUUCACCUCAUUUACCAGAAACCUCCCUCUUUCUGUCCUGCUGAGAAAAGAGCAGUGCUUCUCUGCGAUGGCAAACUAAGGCUCAGUACAAUUCAACAGAUGUUUGGCCUCAGUCUUGUUGAAAUGCUGCACGAUUCCCACUGGAUCCUCCUCUGUGCUGACAGCCAAGGUUUCAUCCCACUGACUUUCACAGCUGCCCAGACAGUGGUGGUGAGGGAUGGCAGCUGCUGGGGAGCCCAAGCUUCAACUCAGCCUUUUAGUCCAAUCCCUGAGGCAGCAAGGAUCCAGUGCAACGGAAGUCAAAGACCCUGCUUCCGCUCUCAGGAAGUCAGAGCUUCCCCCAGCAAGACUUCCAUUCGAAGAAGGAAGUGAUAAACAUGCUUGAAAGUGCUGAAAUGAGCUAAUGCAAGACAAGUAUAUAAAUCCAAGUUUAUUGGAAGCAUCUCUGGGCUGCUAUGCAGGGACAGGGGAAGAGACAGAGAGAGGAAGCGCAGAAAGAAGGAAGAGAAUGAGCAAGCCAAGAGAUCAAGGGGAGCCAAAAUGUCUGGAUUAUGCAGUGAGGGGGAGGGGGGGCAGCUUUGCCCAUUUGGCUGGGGAGUUCAGGGUAGAGGGCAGAGUAUACCAGCCAACCUUUGCAGCAGGUAGAGAGCAAGGGAGGCUGGGAGACCUGGGAGCCAGUGCACUUUGGUCCAAAAGGCAUCUUAGUUGCUUGUCCGGGUCAGAAGUCCAACAGGAAGUUCUGAGGCUGGCCUGCCCUCUCCAGAUCUAAAACCAACCCUCUUGCUUUGGUAAAAUUUGCUCUGGGCAAAUUUUAAAUACCAUUUCAAGAUUUGACUCUGCUGGAAUGCACGGCUGCUCACUGGUUAAGACCCAGGCCUUGUUUUCUUGCCUUUGCCACUCACGCCUUCUCCUUGAGAUCAUUUCUUUUCUUUUCCAGUCUGAGGGUCACAAAAUUUGCCAUUUUUCCCUUCCAGGAAUCACCCUUCUUUGUUGACUUUUCAUCUGUUUGUGUGUUUUUGAAGCAGGGGCUCAGACCUGUCUUGUACAUGCCAGGCAGGAGCUCUGCUUUCCCCAAACGCCUUCCUCUACCCAGUUGGUCAUUUUAACUUAACUCCUUUCAAACCUAAGAGACCAGUGUAGAACAGAAAGUGUCUCAAAAGUUGAAAGUUUCACAAAAUCUAAACAAUGAGUUCUGGAAAGCCUCAGUUUGUGUGCAGUGGGAAGGACCCUGGUCCCUUAAACUGGACACCUUGCUGCUCCAGGCAGUACCCCACUCACUGCAGAUUGACCAGGCCGGGGAGGGGGGCAGCACAUCAGCCAUCCAGGUUCCAUUAACACAUGUUCUCCCCCUCCUCUUUCCUUGAAAAUUACCCAGAGAGGAAAUAUCUUGUGCCUUUGGGGGCUCUUGUCUGUCUGCGGCAGUUUAUGAAGAUGGAGCUGGGCUAGGAAAGCCUAUUUUGUGGUUCAGAUGCAUUAGACAACUGCUGGGAUAAUGGACGGGAAAGGCUGCUUGUCUGUAAUCAGUGGCCUGACGACUGGUGACUGAGGGGAGUCUGAGGCCUGGCUCCAUCUGCAGAGGAAGUGUCUGGGGUGUGAUGAAAUCACUGCUAUUAUGAAUCCUAAAGAGAGGGACUAAGGGACCCCAAGUGAGAUCACUGUGAAUGCCUCAAGAUGUACUUUAUACUCAGGGCAAGAAUACUCAGAAUGAGUCUUCAGUAAAAUCUAUAGCGGCUGUGGCUGUUUUGAAUGCUCUGAUGAUAUGGUCUUUAUGAGUAUUCCUGGUAUAGAGAAGUAUUCUGGAUUUGCACAUGUAUAAUUUGUCAUUUUUGUAUUUCUUCCUCUGGUGGACAUUGUGCAAAAUGUUAAUUGUUUCUUUAUAAUAAAUCUGAUGACAACUCUUA